CCAACACGGUCGCAAAACCUGUCGCUCCUUUUCCUUUCUUCCCGAAGUCUCUCCUUCUGGAUCGUCAGCCCACAACCGACACCCAAGGCCAAAACCCGACGAGAUCCUCUUCUCCCUCCAUCUCCACUCCAUCCACAGAGAGCAAGGCAGGCAAUCGCGUCGCGCGUCACCACCGUCGAUCCCCCCGUCCGUCGAGGUAUGAGACAGGAGGCCGCCAGCCUGGUGAUCACCCACGAAGACGACCGGCAGCACCACCACAGCCGCCCGCCGCCUCCCGACGAGGAGGAGGAGGACACGGGCGCCGUGGCCCCGCCGUCCUGCGCGACAAUCCUGCUGCGGCGGGAGGGCGGCGAGGCCGAGGCGGGGGAAGGCGAGGAGCCGCUGCAGCUGGUCCCGCCGCUCAACUUCGCGAUGGUGGACCACGGCGUGUACCGCUCCGGGUUCCCGGACGCCUCCAACCUGCCCUUCCUCGAGACCCUCCGCCUCCGCUCCGUCCUGUGCCUCUGCCCGGAGCCGUACCCGGAGGCCAACCAGGAGUUCCUCCGUGCCCGCGGGAUCAGGCUCUUCCAACUCGGAAUCGACGGCUCCAAGGAACCCUUUGUGAGCAUUCCCGAAGACACAAUCCGCGAGGCUCUGAAAGUUGUUCUAGACACAAGAAACCACCCGGUGCUUAUUCACUGCAAGCGUGGAAAGCAUCGAACUGGCUGUGUUGUUGGAUGCUUGAGGAAACUGCAGCGCUGGUGUCUAACAUCAGUAUUUGACGAAUACCAGCGUUUUGCUGCUGCGAAAGCAAGAGUUUCUGAUCUAAGGUUUAUUGAGCUAUUCGACAUCUCAAGCUUAAAGCAUUUACCAGCGUCUUUCUCAUGUUGAGCAAGAAGCGUACAUCAGCGGCCUCUGGGGGCCCAGAUUGGCAUUUCUUUCCCGUAUCUAGUAACAUGGCCGAUAAGAAUAACUGUUGAUUCUCAAAAAAAAAACUGUUAAUACUACUUUUGAUUCUGUUUUUGGCUCACGAAUCAUGAAGUUGACCCUGACAAGUUAAACAUUGUAAAUCAUUUUUGAAGCUAUGGUAGAUAUUAGAUAGGCCGCAUGAGUUAUAUUCUCACCGUUGCUGCAUUUAUCAUAUGUUUGCUGGCAUUAUGUAAGCAUGUAAUAAUAGUCUGUAAUUAUGUUAUGUUGUAUACUAAAUAAAACUCAGUCUGGCAAGCAAA
This is a messenger RNA of Aegilops tauschii subsp. strangulata, 1208 nucleotides long. RefSeq names its product inositol diphosphatase DSP4. The record is from RefSeq and is a predicted model, not a curated record. Gene Ontology annotation, cellular component: cytoplasm. Gene Ontology annotation, biological process: protein dephosphorylation. Gene Ontology annotation, molecular function: phosphatase activity. NCBI's taxonomy places the organism in Eukaryota, Viridiplantae, Streptophyta, Magnoliopsida, Poales, Poaceae.